GCAAGAUCUCUAUGCUCCGUGGCAUGUUCGGUGGGGUGCCUUGACGUGCCUGUGUGAUAAAAUUAUCCAAUAAAACUGAACGAUUUAUUUAUAUUUUUAAUUAAAUAAAACCUCAUCUCUAGCCACAUAACAUAUAUUGAAAUGGCAGCCCAGUGGAUUAGAAAAGUCGUGUCACCUGGAGUCACUGGGGCUCGGUUAUAUAGUGGAGGCCCUCACAAAUGUACCAUCAUACCUGGCGAUGGUAUUGGACCGGAGAUUUCGGCUGCUGUACAGAAAAUAUUCGAUGCUGCCAAGGUACCAAUCGAAUGGGAAUCAGUAGAUGUGACGCCUGUGAAAGGGCCAGAUGGAAAAUUUGGGAUUCCUCAGGCUGCCAUAGACUCAGUCAAUAGAAAUAAAAUCGGCCUUAAGGGUCCCCUCAUGACGCCCAUCGGAAAGGGCCAUAGAUCGCUUAAUCUUGCAUUGAGAAAGGAAUUUAAUUUAUACGCCAACGUUAGACCCUGCCGCUCCCUUGAGGGCUACAAAACUCUUUACGAUAACGUAGACGUCGUAACAAUUCGUGAGAAUACCGAGGGCGAAUACUCUGGUAUUGAGCAUGAAAUUGUCGAUGGAGUCGUUCAGUCCAUUAAGCUCAUCACGGAGGAGGCUUCGACAAGAGUUGCCGAAUUUGCGUUUCAGUAUGCCAGUGAAAAUAAUAGGAAAAAGGUGACAGCGGUGCACAAAGCCAACAUAAUGAGAAUGUCGGAUGGUCUGUUCCUGCGAUGUUGUCGUGAGGCUGCCCAGAAAUUUCCAAAUGUCAAAUUUGAAGAACGAUACCUGGACACAGUAUGCCUAAAUAUGGUCCAGGACCCGAGUAAAUAUGACGUUCUCGUAAUGCCUAACCUCUACGGCGAUAUCCUCUCCGACAUGUGUGCAGGUCUCGUCGGGGGGUUAGGAUUGACCCCGAGUGGAAAUAUUGGGCUUAAUGGUGCUCUCUUCGAGUCUGUGCACGGAACAGCCCCAGACAUCGCUGGCCAUGACAAAGCGAACCCAACCGCCCUUCUCCUCUCCGCAGUAAUGAUGCUCAAGCACAUGGGCCUCGUUGACCAUGCCAAGAUCAUCGAGCAAGCAGCUUAUGACACCAUCAAAGACGCCAAAUACUUAACCGGCGAUUUAGGUGGCACUGCCAAAUGCAGCGAGUUCACGAACGAAAUCUGCAAGAAAAUAGCUGCUGCGACGAACUAAUUCGUUUGUAAUUGUUCAGUUGAAGGAGAACUGUUGAAAAAUUACCAGGAAUCUGUAGGGGAGUCGUGAAAUGAGGAAAAUCAGUCUCAAUGAAAAAAUAUCACUAGCGAAAUGAUAAAGUUUGAGCUGAAGUCAAUCUGAUUUGUCUCGUUUCACAACUUAGCUACUAAAAUGUCAUGAAAAAUUUCUUUGUCCAUGGACAAUCGAUUGAUUUUUCAUUUCCAAGUCACCAAAUACUCGUCGGUUAUCUAAUCACCUUAGAAACAAUUCGGUUAAUUCCGGAUUUUCACCGUUUUCAUUAAUUUUUAGUUUCAAAAAUGGUUUUAAACGCUUAUAGACGAAUUGUUCGUGUGAAUUAAAACGAUUGAAUCGUUAUCGGCCGCAGAUACCUUUCAUACGUCGAUCAUACUGUCGUAGUGAAUUUUAUGUAAUGUAAUCUACCGUGGAAAGUCAAACUUCGAGACUCUAGUAUUUAAAAUGAAACCAGAAAGUGGAAAAAUAAAAUUUUUCCAUUAUCAAGUGCAUUGUAUAGGACUGUAUAAAGACCAAUCGAUGAAUUGUUACGAGAGGACUGCUCUCCUCAGUGAGAAAAAUCAUUAGAUGACGAACAUGUUCGUGCAGUAUUAAUGAUGAAUAAAAUUGAAAUAAAAACAAAUAAA
Messenger RNA from Diachasmimorpha longicaudata, 1880 nucleotides. RefSeq names its product probable isocitrate dehydrogenase [NAD] subunit alpha, mitochondrial (gene Idh3a). NCBI's taxonomy places the organism in Eukaryota, Metazoa, Arthropoda, Insecta, Hymenoptera, Braconidae. The record is from RefSeq and is a predicted model, not a curated record. Gene Ontology annotation, biological process: isocitrate metabolic process; tricarboxylic acid cycle. Gene Ontology annotation, cellular component: mitochondrion. Gene Ontology annotation, molecular function: isocitrate dehydrogenase (NAD+) activity; magnesium ion binding; NAD binding. The transcript has 6 exons. Bases 142 to 1221 code for a protein of 359 amino acids.